AUGGAGCCGGAGCCGGCCACCACUCCCGAGCGGCAGGAGCCCGACCCUGCCGAGGUGGAGAGGCAGCUCCGGGAGAAGGCCAUCCAAGAGUACCGCGGGAAGCUCCUGCGGCACAAGGAGCUCGAAUCAAAGGUCAAGAAGUUGAGGGAGCAGCUAGAGUCGCUGCACAAGGAGCACGACAAGACGGAGGACGACCUGCAGUCCCUUCAGAGCGUCGGCCAGAUCAUCGGAGAGGUCCUCAGGCAGCUCGACGAGGAGCGAUUCAUCGUCAAGGCGAGCAGCGGGCCGCGGUACGUGGUCGGGUGCCGCAACAAGGUCAACAAGGCGGGCCUCAAGCCCGGCACGCGCGUGUCGCUCGACACGGUCACGCUCACCAUCAUGCGCGCCCUCCCGCGCGAGGUCGACCCCGUCGUGUUCAACAUGCUGCAAGAGGACCCGGGGAAGGUGGACUACUCCUCCAUCGGGGGGCUGAGCGAGCAGAUCCGCGCCAUCCGCGAGGCCAUCGAGCUCCCGCUCAUGAACCCGGAGAUCUUCCUGCGCGUCGGCAUCCAGGCGCCCAAGGGGGUGCUGCUGUACGGGCCCCCGGGUACCGGAAAGACGCUGCUGGCGCGCGCGAUCGCGUACAACAUGGACGCGAACUUCCUGAAGGUGGUGGCGUCGGCGAUCGUGGACAAGUACAUCGGGGAGUCGGCGCGCAUCGUGCGCGAGAUGUUUGGCUACGCGCGGGAGCACCAGCCGUGCAUCAUCUUCAUGGACGAGAUCGACGCGAUCGGCGGGCGGCGGUUCUCCGAGGGAACGUCCGCGGACCGCGAGAUCCAGCGCACGCUCAUGGAGCUCCUCUCGCAGCUCGACGGGUUCGACCAGCUGGGCAAGGUCAAGAUGAUCAUGGCCACGAACCGGCCGGACGUGCUCGACCCCGCGCUGCUGCGCCCGGGGCGGCUGGACCGGAAGGUCGAGAUCCCGCUCCCGAACGAGCAGAGCCGGAUGGAGAUCGUGAAGAUCCACGCGGCGCCGCUGGCCAAGCACGGCGACAUCGACUACGAGGCGGUGGUGAAGCUGGCGGAGAACUUCAACGGCGCGGACCUGCGGAACAUCUGCACGGAGGCCGGGAUGCACGCCAUCCGCGACGAGCGGGACUACGUCAUCCAGGAGGACUUUAUGAAGGCAGUGCGGAAACUGCUCGACGCGAAGAAGCUCGAGACGCACCUGGCGUACGACUCGACCUUCGGGGACGGCGGGAAGAAGGAGUAG
Messenger RNA from Pedinophyceae sp. YPF-701, 1251 nucleotides. The record is from the annotation of a GenBank genome assembly. Lineage: Eukaryota; Viridiplantae; Chlorophyta; Pedinophyceae.